AUGCGCUCUAUUAAUGCGCUUGACUUGUUCGUACAGUGGGUUUACACGGGAGAGUACACCGAACUAUCUGGCUCGGUUGUCUCGCUAGGCCUCGCCAACGAUGUCCCGGAUCUGAAGAUGGAUAUUAAUCGCCAAAAACUCAAGACUAUGGACUGUGCAGUCAAGGCUGCAAUACUGGCUUGGUUUCUAGGAGACGAGCUGCAAGUGGCAGCGUUCCAGAACCAUGCUAUGACGCGCCUCUUCGCCGCUCUCGCUCGCUCGUCUGAGAAGCCCCAGCUUACGCCAACCUUGUAUGAUUGUGCCUCACGAUCGUCACAAUCAGAUGAGUACAGUCAUCUCGAGAUAGCAGUACAGCACUUGGUCAUUUGGAACUGGGUAGACGCGUCUACCGUCGAUCAAGAAGAUCUGGAAGGCUGGGACUCCAGGAUUACGAGCUGCGGCAAUUUUCGGAAGAUGUUUUUCAAGGGAUCUUUACUGUCGCUUGGUCAACGACGUGAAAAGGUUUUGGUAGCGAAAGAUCAUUUCUGCGGCGGACUACCCUAG
Molecule: messenger RNA, 543 nt
Organism: Alternaria burnsii
Lineage: Eukaryota; Fungi; Ascomycota; Dothideomycetes; Pleosporales; Pleosporaceae
Exons: 1
Coding region: 1-543 (180 amino acids)
Source: RefSeq, a predicted model, not a curated record